Messenger RNA from Xenopus tropicalis (tropical clawed frog), 3565 nucleotides. RefSeq names its product MOS proto-oncogene, serine/threonine kinase (gene mos). The transcript has a single exon. Gene Ontology annotation, molecular function: protein serine/threonine kinase activity; nucleotide binding; ATP binding. The record is from RefSeq and is a predicted model, not a curated record. Bases 214 to 1281 code for a protein of 355 amino acids. NCBI's taxonomy places the organism in Eukaryota, Metazoa, Chordata, Amphibia, Anura, Pipidae.
GCUGAUUGGGCAGGUUAAUAUGUAUGCGGCUCAGGCAGCUGCAGAAAGGCAAAGUAGAAAGCCCAGUGAGCUGAUUGGCGCAGGUGGGCCGCCGGCUGGCUGAUUGCGUGUCCCAGCAGAGAGCGGCGCUAGGUACAUAUACAUGAGAGUGCGCCGGCCCCUCCCCCAGUAGCGCUGCAUAUUACCGGCGCAUUAACAGCCCCGCUUUGCACCAUGCCUUCCCCUAUCCCUGUGGAGCGCUUCCUGCCCCGGGACCUGUCCCCAUCCAUAGACCUGAGGCCAUGCAGCAGCCCGCUGGAACUGAGCCACCGCAAAGUGCCGGGCAGCGGCCGCCACCGCCUCCUCCCUCCCCGCCUGGCCUGGUGCAGUAUUGACUGGGAGCAGGUGCGGCUGCUGGAGCCGGUGGGUUCCGGGGGGUUCGGCUCCGUGUACCGGGCCAUAUACAAAGGGGAGACCGUGGCGCUGAAGAAGGUGAAGCGUUGCACCAAGAACAGCCUGGCCUCCCGGCAGAGCUUCUGGGCCGAACUGAACGCAGCCCGGCUCCGCCAUCCGCAUGUGGUGCGCGUCCUGGCCGCCAGCGCCUCUUGCCCCGGGGACCCCGGCUGCCCCGGUACCAUUAUCAUGGAAUACGCCGGGACCGACACCCUGCAUGGCCGUAUCUAUGGGCGCUGCCCGCCGCUGGGGGCUGCCGUGUGUAUGCGCUAUGCCCGACACGUCGCCGACGGACUGUGCUUUCUGCACCGGGAUGGGGUGGUGCAUCUGGAUCUGAAACCGGCCAAUGUCCUGCUUGCCCCGGGGGGCCUGUGUAAGAUCGGGGAUUUCGGCUGCUCUCAGAGGCUCCGGGAUGGGGAUUCUGCUGGGGGGGAGCCGUGUUGCACCCAACUCCGCCAUGUCGGGGGGACCUACACCCACCGAGCCCCGGAGCUGCUCAAGGGAGAACCCGUCACUGCCAAAGCCGAUAUCUACUCGUUCGCCAUUACCCUGUGGCAGAUGGUGAGCCGGGAGUUGCCCUACACCGGGGACCGCCAGUGCGUUCUCUAUGCGGUAGUGGCCUAUGCUCUGCGGCCGGAGAUGGGCCCGUUAUUCAGCUGCACGGAGGAGGGCAGAGCGGUCCGGCACAUUGUGCAGAGCUGUUGGGCAGCCCGACCUGAGGAGAGACCGAGUGCCGAGCAACUGCUGGAGAGACUGGAGCAGGAAUCUGCCCUGUACAGAGGGGUCUCUUCCUCCCCUAGCGCUCAGUAUACCUCCCCUCCUCUUAGCGCUGCCCAUAGAGGCCCAUAGAGACCCAGCGCAGGGACCCCCUCAGCACUAUAGUACAGGAUAUACAGCCCCAGUACAGGGACCCCCUCAGCACUAUAGUACAGGAUAUACAGCCCCAGUACAGGGACCCCCUCGGCACUAUAGUACAGGAUAUACAGCCCCAGUACAGGGACCCCCUCAGCACUAUAGUACAGGAUAUACAGCCCCAGUACAGGGACCCCCUCAGCACUAUAGUACAGGAUAUACAGCCCCAGUACAGGGACCCCCUCAGCACUAUAGUACAGGAUAUACAGCCCCAGUACAGGGACCCCCUCAGCACUAUAGUACAGGAUAUACAGCCCCAGUACAGGGAUCCCCUCAGCACUAUAGUACAGGAUAUACAGCCCCAGUACAGGGACCCCCUCAGCACUAUAGUACAGGAUAUACAGCCCCAGUACAGGGACCCCCUCAGGGCUGCAGCACAGGGCAUGUAAACCUAGAACAGGGAUCCAUUCAGUAACUGUGCCACAGGAGAUCUAGCCCCAGUGCAGGACUUAUUUUGUACCACUGGCUCCCACAGACUUGGCCAUACAGAUGCAGUACAGGGAUCCACACCAGACUGAAAGAAUCCCAGGGAUCAGAUCAAGUUGCUGGGUUCCACACAGUCAUGUAGCAGUGGGCACUAAGGAGACACCUUGCUUGGCCAGAGGGUCUGAAUGAUGACUAGGUGCUCUGGGAUGCCUGUGCCUUGGAAUCUGCCCCAGACUACCUGCAUUCCAAGCAGCUGAAUACUUUGCAGGGACUAUAGGAACUGGUUAACACCUGGUGGCACAAACUAACUGCACCUUAUGAGACCCGCUGGGUUGGUAGAGCUUUCCCAGGCCAAGACUUGGCAUUAGCCAUAAUGGGUUUCUGAAUGUGUGGCACUGAGUCAAAUAUGUUUUGCACAUUUCAUUGUCUGCAUUUUUAUCUUGGGCUUGACUUACUCUUCUGAUUUGUGUGGGAUUAAUUCCUUUUCCUGGGGGCUGUUCACACCAGCUAUGUUAGAAGCUACAUGCUGGCGCUGUCCUAUGAUCAUUUCAGUAGUGAUUGUAUUGGCCGGCUAAUGUAUAAGCCCAUACACAGCCACUGUAUUCAUACAACUGAAUUGCAUUUAGAUCAGUAGCAGGAAUGGGCCUAUUUUUCAGUGUUUUAUGUGUGUCUGGUGUUUUAUGUGUGUUCUCUUCUCAUAUGCACUUUAUGAUGCUAAAUGUAGGAAGCAAGGGUUUCCCUCACAAAAUGGUCAUGCCAUAUAGUGCUGUCAUUCGUUAUCCUUGUUUGGUAUUUCAUUUUUUUUGUAUUGUGGAGGAAACUAGUUACUUGUAAAUCCAAGUGCAUUCAUAGGUAGAAGAUUGUGAUAUUCCUGUCAUUUAUUAUUCCAGACUGUAGGCAGGGAUCAGCUGAACCAUCGCACUUAAGCCAACAACUAAGCAAUUCUGGCAAUCUCAGUUCCACAACCACCUAUUCUCAGGUAACAUAAGUAGAAAGGCCCUUCCCAUGAUAUAGUACAAACUGAGCAUCUCGGUGUCCCUUAUUUUAUAUGGGAAAUGCUUUCAUCCAUAUUCCCAUUCUCCGAGCAGUGAACUGAAUUGUACAAUUAUUGUCCCUACGUGUGAUGUUGGUGCAGUCCGUAGUACAACUGUAGUGUGCAAUAGUCUACACCAUACAUUAAUAUGUUUGAAUUAAACUGAAAUGUAGAACAUCUUAAGUGGCCCCUCCGCACAUUUUUAAAAUGUUAUGUAUUAAUGUAUUUCCCUUUCUAACAGUGAUGCAGCCAUUGUAUAGAUAUUGUGCUGAAUGUACGGCAGGUAUCUCUAUCAGUCACAUGGCUAUACAUCAGUUGGACAAACUGCAAGAUUGACACCUGGGGUUCCUAAAAAAUGCUUCUGUAGGGGACUGUCUCCUUUAAACACUGGCCCCCAGCAUUAGCCUUAUGGGGGUGCACUCGUAGCCAGGAGUUUAUAUGUACCAUUAAUGGCUGGCAAACACAUGGGGCUAUAUUCUCUAAAGCCGGGUGUCUGGCCUGUGUUUGUACAGGUUUUAAAAGAACUUCAGUAGUUGCCGUAUUCAGUCAGUCUGGGUGCACUGGGUCUUGUUUAUAUUUAGAUAUGAAUGACUGCCUUUAACCUUACUUUAUAACACUGAAAAUACCAGCAAUGAUUUAAAUAGUUUUUUUUUUUUUUUUUUUUUAUUUAAAGUGUGGGAAAUUUACAUUGCUGUUAAGUCAUAGCUCUCCAUAUGUGAAAAUAUAUAUAUAUUUUUAUAAUAAAUAAAUUGGUUUGUCUAA